This is a messenger RNA of Parathielavia appendiculata, 610 nucleotides long. RefSeq lists its product as uncharacterized. Bases 84 to 341 code for a protein of 85 amino acids. The transcript has a single exon. The record is from RefSeq and is a predicted model, not a curated record. Lineage: Eukaryota; Fungi; Ascomycota; Sordariomycetes; Sordariales; Chaetomiaceae.
UAAGAUCGUGCCGUUGGGGAGCCUGGGGGUGGCGAGGCCCGCGCUAUCGUCCGACUCGAGUGGACGGCCACGGGGGACAUAAGAUGGAAAGUCACGUCGCUGGCGAGCGCGACAGUGCCGGCGGCGAGAUCGGGGAAGAUAUCUACCGCCCGGAAAGGCGCCCCGUUGACCACCUUCAGCCCGACAAAUUGGUUCCGCGUCACCACCACCGGCAAAACCGGCGCAGGAGAAAUAGGAGGCGGAGAAACAAGAGGCGCUACAGCAUGAACCAGAUGCUGAGGACAAGGGUAACGGGACUGGUGUCGUGGGCACAGAAAAGCCAACGCCAAUGGAAGUCUUGAGCGCUGAAGAGGGAGAAUAGGGUGGGGGGGGUAAAGUUGCAGACUAGCAGUGGGAGGAAUUGGGUCUGAAUGUCGUGACAAGAACUCCUGGUGGUGCAACACCUCUGCAUUAGCGACAAGUUUGGACAAACGAGAGAAAAAUAACUAAAGGCAUGAAUGAAAGUUUGGUAGAUAGAUGCCAGCCACAUAGAAGUAUCAGCAGUGCCGACCAAGAUUGGGGGAAAUGGCCUAACGUUAACUAUCUAAAUGAAUAGAUGGAAAAGGAGAAA